Molecule: messenger RNA, 2283 nt
Organism: Podarcis muralis (Common wall lizard)
Lineage: Eukaryota; Metazoa; Chordata; Lepidosauria; Squamata; Lacertidae
Gene: RTKN
Product: rhotekin
Biological process (GO): actomyosin contractile ring assembly; mitotic cytokinesis; septin ring organization
Cellular component (GO): actomyosin contractile ring
Molecular function (GO): GTPase inhibitor activity
Source: RefSeq, a predicted model, not a curated record
CUCUUGUAAGAGGAGCCCAACCAGGAAUGCUGGGCUGGAGGGGCGGGCGUGGGGCCAGGCGGUUUCCUGUCUAUGGGGGGAAGAGGCUUGGAGCUGGAGCAUAGGGCUCCCUGAGAGGGAGAAGGAGCCCCGCUGAGGGGCAGGAGCUCGGCCGGGGGCGCAGAAUCUGCUGACGGAGGCCUGGGCAGCGCCAGCAGCAGCAGCAGCAAGAGGCCAGGAGCUGGGGGCCUCGCUGCCCCACCCCGCCCCACCCCACAGGCAGGCUGGAGACCUCCGCACCAGCUCUCCGGGUGCAGACGGCACGGUGUUUCCUGGCGUCCGAAGCUGCCCCAGCCGUGCCCAGAUGGGGGCCUUGCCAGGGGCCCCUGGCCCUGCCGCCCUGGGGCAGUAGGGGUGCCCCCAGACUUCCCGCACCCCGCAGAGGAGGCAAGGGAGAGGGUGCUGUGCCAAGAUGCAGGACAGACUCCGCAUCCUGGAGGACCUCAACAUGCUCUACAUCCGACAGAUUGCCCUCAGCCUGGAGGGCACCGAUAUCCAGAAGAAGAUCGACCAUGAGAUCCGCAUGCGCGAAGGCGCCUGCAAGCUCCUGGCGGCUUGCACCCAGCGCCAGCAGGCCCUGGAGGUCACCAAGAGCCUGCUGGUCUGCAACAGCCGCAUCCUGGCCUACAUGGCGGAGCUUCAGCGCAUGAAGGAGGCGCAAGUCAUGCAGCGGAUGGCCAGGCGCCCCUCAGACGCUGGUCCCGUGGACGACCGCCUGCCCUGCCGAGGCAGAGUCUGCAUCUCAGACCUCCGGAUCCCACUGAUGUGGAAGGACACGGAAUAUUUCAAGAACAAGGGCGAGCUGCACCGCUGCGCCGUCUUCUGCCUGCUUCAGAUCGGCCCAGAAAUCUACGACACGGAGAUGGUGCUGGUGGAUCGGACCCUGACCGACAUCUGCUUUGAGAGCACCAUCCUCUUCACGGAGGCCGGUCCGGACUUUGAGCUGAAGGUGGAGCUGUACAGCGCUGGCCUGGAGGAGGACUCUGUCCUGGGCAGCACCCCCAAGAAGCUGGCCAGCCGCCUGAGCAGCUCCCUGGGGCGCUCGUCCGGCAAGAGGGUCCGUGCCGCCCUGGACGGGGUGCCCGGGAGCCCCCUCAGCAACGGGGGAAGCAGCCCCCUCCAGCUGCCAGCCCCCAGCGUGGCGGGCCCCAAGUACCAGCUGCUGGCCUGUACCACCCUGCGCCUGGCCCACGUCCAAGACGCCUUUCGCACCCACGACCUCGCCGUCACCGGGAACGAGGAGAGCUCCUUCUGGCUCCCCCUGUACGGCAGUGUCUGCUGUCGCCUGGCAGCCCAGCCCAACUGCAUGCUCCACCAGGUGAUGUGCGGCUUCCUGAAGGUGCAGCAGGGGGAGCAGCAGGGCUGGCUGCGGCUCUUUUGCCUCCUGCGGGGCUCCAACCUCCUCUGCUACCGGCACCCCAAAGACGUCGAGACGCAGGAGGAGGCGGCCUUCACCAUCGCUAUCAACAAGGAGACACGCAUCCGAGCCACAGAGAAGGACCCCAAGAACCAACUGCACACCAUGUCCGUGACGAACCGCUAUGGGGGGGAGGAGGUGACCCACACGCUGCUGGCCGAGUCCCGCUCCGAGACGCAGCGCUGGAUGGAAGCCUUCUGGCAGCACUUUUACGACAUGAGCCAGUGGAAGCACUGCUGCGAUGAGCUCAUGAAGGUGGAGGUCCCCUCCCCACGGCGCCCCAUGGCCCUCCUGCAGAAGCAAGGCUCCCUCUACCACGAGAUGGCUAUUGAGCCGGCGGACGACAUUGAGGCCGUGACGGAGAUCCUGGCCCGGCGCUUUUCGGGCCUGGGCCCCCCGGCCUGGCUGUCCCUCCUGGAAGGGUCGUCGUGCAGCGCAGCGUCCGACAGCGACAGCGUCUCCAGCGCCAGCCCGUGCCCCCUGCCACGCCCCCCCUGGGGCCGGCCCCGCACCCUCUCCCUGGACGCCAAGCUCAGCACCCUGAAAGGACGCUCGGGGCGCCCGCCGGGGCCGCCUCCGCCCCCCAGGGCCAGGGGCCCCUCCGGCUCCAGCUCCUCCAGCAGCAGCAGCGGCAGCCCCACUCCGGAGCCCGAGCGCCCGCCUCGGCCCCACGCCCGGCCCCGGUUUGACCCCCGCUUGUGGCUGCAGUCCCAGGUCUGAGGAGGGAGGGCACUGGGGCCUCCAGAGGUCCGCUAGACUGGAAGCAGGGGACUGCAGGAGGUUGGAGCAGAGGGCCCGAUGUGGGGCCAGGACCCCACACGCUCCAG